Molecule: messenger RNA, 6524 nt
Organism: Apis cerana (Asiatic honeybee)
Lineage: Eukaryota; Metazoa; Arthropoda; Insecta; Hymenoptera; Apidae
Product: EGFR adapter protein
Source: RefSeq, a predicted model, not a curated record
UACUAUUAUUACUUUUCAUUUAUUGAGUUUCCAGUCUAAUAUAAUUAAAUUCUUGUAAAAAUCGCGCAUAUUUUUUUAUAAAAGUCAUUAGAGAAAUUAUGAAGAAUUAUUCUUAUUUUUACUUGUUAUCUUUGUUAUCCAAAGGAUUCGAUUUAUGUCUGUUUGCAAUUAUUGCAUUUAUCGAAUUCCAACUUAAUAUAACUAAAUUCUUGUAAAAAUCGCGCAUACUUUUUAUAAAAUUCAUUAGAGAAAUUACGAAGAAUCGACAUAAACUCUAAUGAUUUCCAUUAUUGUUCUUAUUCUUAUUUUUUCAUAUUUGUCCAAAGGCAUAUUGCGAUAUUAUCUAAAUACAUGGAACAACCAUUUUAUGUUCUUUUGCAAUUACUGCUUCUUGCCGUAGCUGAAUGGCACAAUUACUCUUCAUUUGUCGACUUUUUCCUGUGAUAUAAUUAAUUUCUUGCAAAAAUCGCGCGUAUGAUUAUCUCGCAUACCGGUAAGUACAGUAAACGUUACAAAUAUUUAUAAGAUCGUUUCUUACCUGUUCGUUAAGAACGGUUCGCGGAAUCGAAUGUUAAGAAUGGUAAUUUUCCUCUCUUUCGUAAUAAAAUUCACGAUGAAGACGGGAAAUCGUUGACGAUUUUCUCUUCUCGAAACUCUUCGUUGAAUCUCGACGCGUGAUCCGCAUAAACGAUCGCGAGUGAACGAAUCAUCCUCGAGCCUUCGCGAAAAGGGUAUCUGGAAGAUUUAUUCCGGCGAUGGAAACGCGCCUUAAGGUUUUCGUGAAAUUCACGCCGACGACCACGACGACCGAGUGGAAUCUCUUGUACAUUAAAUUAGCCGGGGUUGACGAUUAACUCGAGAUCAUUUACGAGACCUGGCUACCGCCAUCUUUACUACCUCUCCGUCCACCCUGUCUCUCCCCUCCCUUCUCCUGCUAACUGCGGUAAUUGAAUUUGAGAGCGGCUCUCCGUAUUCCUGACUCCGGCUUCCUGUAUAUACCGGAAAUAAAAAGAAAAGAAAAAAGAGAAGAAAAUUUGAUAGCCUCGCCUCGUUUUCUCUUGGAAAGGGGGCAACCUUGGAGGUCUCGGAGAUGUUGGAGAUCUGUGAUUACGCGACAUUUUCCCUCCUCUAUAUAAUAUUGUUUAACGUUUCGUAACUCGAAAUUGCCCGCUUGUAUGCAGUUUGUCAAAGUUUGUUUGUUAUAUCCAUUUUUGUAUAAAUUUUUUAGAUGGACGGAAAUGGUAUCAGCGACGUAUCAUUUUAAAGGGGGAAAUAUAACAGAUAUUUCGAACAAUUUGUGCAAUUUCAGAGCAGAUUCCUUUUUUGUACGUUUCUCGAUUGCGAAACGAAUGGUUUUUUAUUUUGUAAAUAAUACUAAUAAAAUUUCACUUUAACAAUUUUUAUUCGCGAUAAUGAAAAUUAUUCUUGAAUAGUUUUCUUCGUAUUCCUGUAUUCGUUCUUCGUGUGAAUCAAUAUUUGAUUUAAUAAACGUUUAAUAGACGAAACGUUUACAAAUCGUUUAACGACUUCUCAAAAAGAGAAACAUCAUUAUCUGAAGAAUAAGCGAGGAUAUUACAGUUGGUCCGUGUACAUGUAUAAAAUAUAAAUAGGUUUAGAAAGUUGUAUCGCGGAAAAAUACCCUCGUUCACGGUGUACCGCCAUAACGGUUGAAGUGGCCAUUGAAGAGUGGGCGCAUCAAUAAAAGAAGCUCCCACAUCUACCGUAUGUUUAAUACAUUCAAUUUCUCGACUCAUGACUGCAUUCAUAACGUCAAUUAUGAAAUAACGCUAAACGCAAUAUCAGCUACUUUCAAUAUAAUGCCUGUGAAUUCCAUAUGGAUUUAACGGUACUCGUGCGAUCUUGCGACAAUUCACCUGUCGAUUCGUUCCGAAUUCCAGAAUUCGAAGAGGAAGAAAUUUUAGAUAAAAAAAUCGAUCCAUCGAUCAAUUUUAAAGGAUUUCAAAGUCUCUUCGAUAACUCAAUUAUCACAUUAAGAAUAACAGAUCUUUCGAGAAACUUCGUAAAGUAGAUAGAUUCUCCAAAUCCUUUAGAAUGCUUCGUUUUGCCUAAAUUCCCUUCCAAGGAGCUUCGAAUUCUCUCCAAGAUUCUUAUCCUAAUUUCCUCUCGCAGACGACUUCCCUUCGAUCGCAAAAGAGCGGAAAUAGCAAAGAGGAAAUCAUAGAGAAAAAUAUCGAUAUACAGAUCUCUGGAGAAACUUCGUAAAACGGAUGAGAUUUGGAAAUUCUUAUCCCAAUUCCCUUCUAUCCUCAGCGACGACUUCCCUUGGAUGGGGAAAAAAAGCGGAAACGAGUGGGGCUUGGAUCGAUUGUUAACCCCCCGAUCGAUGCUCGAUCGAUGACGUCGCGGAUGUCGUGCACGAGGAAUAUGAAGAGUAAGCAAGCCCCUUGGCUCCGACACGAGUCGAGCAGGAUCGUGGCGGCAUGGCAGGAGGUCAAAGAACGCGAAUCGCAAACUCAUGCGAUCGGCGCGUUGCGCGCGGCCUCUCUCGAGCGCUCGGGCUCUCGGUUGUUGGAAGCUCGGCCAGCCGAAAGGGGACGGGAACACGUUGGAAAGCCGAAGCGGGACGGAGAGGGAGAUAGGUGGUAUUCGCCAGCUGCCGUUGAACGUGUUCAAUGCCGCAGUUGAAGCAAGAAAGCGGUCGGCGGAGGAGAAGAGGUCGGUCGGUCGCUCGCUCGCUCGCUCGCUCUCGGUUCUCUCUCUCUCUCCUUGGUGGGGAUGGAGCCGUGUGGGCCGGCUGUGGUGGUGCUGCCGCUACUCCUGCUUCGUGUUCCUCUUUCGACUUCAGUUCUCUCUCUAUAUACGUACCGGGAGGUAUUGCCAUUGCCGGGCCGGCCAGCAUGCUCUAGGCGGCCUCGAGAGAGAGGAGAGCACCACCUUGGAUCGGCCUCUGUCAGGUUUUUAGUCGAAACUGUUACGCGCUCCAUCGAUAGAUACUCCUCUCUACCUCUCUCCCCCCCCUCUCUCUCCUUUCCUCUCUUUCUAAUUGUGUUUCAACCCGUUAAUUUAUCGACCUAUUCAUCCGUAUAAUUUCUUAGGAAAAAACGGUGUCUGAAAGUGGUAAAUCGUUGUGUAAUAAGAGUAUAUAUAUGUAUAUAUAUAUGUAUAUACACAUAUAUAUAUAUAUAUAUAUAUAUGUAUAUACACGUACCUGUAGAGCGUGCGGUAGCGAAGCCGGAAUGUCGCCACGUUAAGAUCGUCUUUCUGCUCGUAAAUCCGACUGCGUUCGUAUCAGGAGGCACGGUAUAACGGAGCCGUAUCCGGCAGUGGUUGUCCAGUGCAAAGAGAGAAGAAAACGUGUGAAACUAGUAUUAUUAUAUACAGAGAGAGAGAGAGAGGGGGAGAGAGAGCGAGAGAGCUUCGGGCGAGAGUACUUGUUCCGAGGCGAGGAUUUCCAAACGAGGGCGAGGAUGAGAAGAAGAUAGGAAGAGCGAAGGAAGAACGAAUUUGGAGGAAAAUUGUGAGGAUCGGAUUCUUUCGGACCGGCAGAGUCGGAAAGAUAAAGAAGAAGGGAAAAGAAAAGGUGGAGAAAAAGGGAGACUUAACGCGCUAGUAGUAGACGGUUGACAGUCGACGAGGACGAAGCGAAAGGCAGCUUCGAACUUGUUAACCGGUUUCCGCGGAUCGGCAUGCAGAACGACACUCUGCGAAGACUACGUACGCCACGAAGUGGAGCCCUCGAUGUUCCGUGCGUGUCCCACGCGUAAAGCGAUCGGACCGGUCUGCCGGAUCAGAGACGGAUGAUCACCUGCCAACGAUAGUAUACCUUACAGCGGUACAAGCUGGUACUGGAUAAUUUUCGAAGAGCCUGAGAAUGGAUGGGAAACCAUGAGUAGCUUGUGAAACGAUUUUAUCGCCACGGUGAAUGAUAUUUUGUUAUUUAUUGCUUCGAGUCGAGUGUUCGAAGGAGGAGGGAAAAAAUCAUGUUUGCUUUACGAGGAUUUUUGAAAUAGAGAGGGAGAGAGAGGGAGAAGGAUGGACGGGAAGGAUUAUUGUUUCAACGAUUGGAAAAAGGAAGGGUGAGAGAGCGAGGGAGUGAAGAGACAUCGACGCGGGGGAAGGAAGGAAACUAGCGCGUCGAUCAUCGAAACGUGCUUCCCUCGUGGUUUCGUGAGAUAUUUUUAAUACUCCUGUGAGUGUGAUCCAUCGAACGGUUGUUUUUCUCCGUUUUCUCCGAGAAGUGGAGAGCAAGGACAGAGUUCUGGCUGCCCGUUAUCUGAAACGCACGAAAGAAUUCUUUAUUUCCAGAGUAUACUUGUUACGCGUUGCACAUUGUUGAUCCACCGAGUGAAAUUCCAGAUAAAGAGUGUGCCUGUUCGCCGAUAAGUGAAUGAAGGUUUCUCGCCGGGUAACAGUGUUGAAUCGUAUCGCUUGUACAACCGGUAUGCCGGUAGUAUGCGAAUUAGAAAGUGUGCUAGGUGGUGCCAUGGACAAGUGGGUGCCCCGCUCGAGUUAACGAUCUACCUUCGAAAAUGAGAAUUCGAAAUAAACGAAGAACGAAGAAAGAUCCGAGAUUAGUGCUUUAAAAAAAAAGUAUCCGAUCGAGCGUCUGCUCCUCGAUCGCUCGACAAAUUACACGAUGGUUAUUUUAUUUUGUUUUUCAUCUUCCCUAAACCCGUGGAAGAGAGGGAGAUACGAAUAAACACGCGUCUUUGGAAAGAUAAAGUGAAUCGUGACGGAAGGAAUCUACGCAUGAUUUGCUGGCCAGAUUAAUCAACAAUAUGUUCAGUGAAUGGAAGAACGGAUCGUGGGUCGAGUGAUUCUUUUUUUCUUUUUUUCCUAAUUAAUCGGAAAAAUUGGCAAAAUUUGGCGAAAGCCGCAAACCGUGCGCUUCGAAUCGAGUUGGAGGACGAAGAAGUGCAACGGUCGCCGUGGCAUGAGGAGGUUCACACGCAGGCGCAAAACCCUGGCCGCAUUCUCUGCGAUUAUGGGACGCCUUGGUAAAGGCUCGCAGAGCAGCACGACGAGGCCCAUCUUCAGGGUACAGUAUCGCAAACUCGUGGACGAGUACAACUCGCAGCAACAGGAACAGCUCAAGUUCAUGCCAGCGUUACCCGAUUACAUGUCGUACUGCUGUUGCCGAUGUGGUCACACUCAAAAACUCAAAGCGGAGGAGUUAAACACCAUUGUCGGCAAUGCUUUUCGUAUGGCAUACGUGGCGCAGCUUCAGCGCCAACCGAUCCUUCAAGAUGUGAUCUCACCGCAAUCAUCGCCACCCUACCGAAAGGACAAACAGGAGAAUCGAUCUUCGUGGAACAAAUCGCUGGCUGGCGACAGCUCGAUCGCCGGCGCGGGAGGUGUUUGCAGGAAUUCGUCUUCGAAUUCGUGGCUAAAAAGUCGGACGUCGCCCACGUCCAGAACUGGAAGCGGCUCGUCUGCGGCGGACAUGAACGUACAGCUCGGCAGCGCAGGCUCGCCCACGCUGCGACUCGCUAGCGUGAAGACACCGAACUCGAUCCCGGGUCUACGGCCGACGCACAACUUCACCAACGUUCUCGGCCCAAUAACGAACGAGGAUGAGCCAAAGAGUAUCUCUCAGCAGAGCACACCGAGCAGCGAUGAGAGCAACUCACCUACGGAGCUAAAUUCGUACAAGAGACUAACGGACAAGCCGCCUCUGAUAAAGCGGCUGGCGAUGGGUUUGACAGGUGGACGUGACGUUCUUGGGUUGAACGGUGAGGAUGACAGCUGCCCCCUCGUCAGUGGUAGCAGCACACCGACGAGCCCGUCAAACAGGCCGCAUUCUGGGGGUUAUAUAAACGAGGCGAUCAUCGAGUCCGAGGGCACGAGGCCGGCGUACAACAAGAUACCCCCAUCUGAGAGUCUGGACAAUACCAUCAACGCCUCCAUCACUGCGAAAAAUUUCAAUAUUGAGAACAACAGGAUAGGACAUAAUUCUCCCAGCUCUGGCACGGAAACAGAAUUCAAAUCGAAGAGAAGAUCUCAGAUCAGUACCUCGAGCAGUUCGGUGCCCGCUGAUGGAAGUACACAUGGUUCCACGCCGACCCCACCACCUCUUCCUGAAAGAACGGAUAGCCUUAACAACCGCAGUGAAGAAGCUGAACUACGAAAAGCUCCUUGGUUUCAAGCUGGAAUACCAAGGGAAAUAACGCUAGAAGUGUUGAGUCAGGAGCCGGAAGGAGCCUUCAUGGUGCGAGAGAGUACCAGUAAACCCGGAUGUUAUGCCCUUUCGCUUCGAGUGCCGCGCGAAUUCCAACCAAGCGGAAUAGCCCAUUAUCUCAUAAUGCGUACGAACAAAGGCUACAAAAUCAAGGGUUUUACAAAGGAAUUCACGACACUGACUGCUCUAAUUACUCACCACUCAGUGAUGCCAGAAUUACUACCAUGUCCUUUGUCAUUAAGUCGAUACAACCCAAGCUUUGUGAAAAGCGAUUCCAAUAAAGACUUUGCGGACAUCGAUUCGGAUCCCGAUUACAAUACCUUAGCCGACUUUCGCAAAAUGAUGGCUGACCUGAACGUCUAGAAUAAAGCUCUUGUAAUCAGAA